Ziziphus jujuba (common jujube) is the source of this 2025-nucleotide messenger RNA. RefSeq lists its product as uncharacterized. The record is from RefSeq and is a predicted model, not a curated record. Bases 178 to 1821 code for a protein of 547 amino acids. Gene Ontology annotation, cellular component: plasma membrane; plastoglobule. NCBI's taxonomy places the organism in Eukaryota, Viridiplantae, Streptophyta, Magnoliopsida, Rosales, Rhamnaceae. The transcript has 11 exons.
CAUAAAAAUGGAUUUAUUCACAAAAUAAAUAAAAAAUAAAAAAUGGAUUUUUGUUUUUCAGAUGGACUGCAUGGUCAAAAGCUGUGAUUUUUCUCCAAUAUCCCUGCAAAAAUCCGACGCAAACGUCGUUGCUGGAGAAAAUAAGAAGAGCAGAGCUGAGGCUGGGAGUAGGAAAAGAUGGCGGUGGUUUCGGCGUUGAGAGGCGGUCGUUUGCCUUUGUUCCAUCAUCAUCAUAUGGGUUCGAGUAUAGCAUCAUCACCAUCAUUGGUUGGUUGGUGUUCGUUAAGGAAAUUUCCAAACUUUGGCUCAAAUUCAAAAGGGUUCACUCUCUUUGCCCGUUAUUCACAAGCUCAGGAUGUUUUCUCCUCUCGUUUCCAAGAGAGCAUCGAGAACUUGCCUAAAUUGGUGGAGGAUAUUGUCCAGACAUCCAUAGACACAGGUCCACGUGGUGCCCUAAGGAUGGCUCAAGGAAUUCAAGCCGUUAUCGGGGUUGGUGGAGAGUGGCUUGCAGACAUAUCAAGGUCAACAAACUCGUCUGCGGAAUUACCAACUCAAUUGCAGCUUGGAUUGCUUUCACCGCUGUAUUUGAGACGGUUAUUUGAACGCAUGGGUGCAACCUACAUCAAGUUGGGUCAGUUCAUUGCAUCUGCACCCACAUUAUUCCCACCAGAAUAUGUUGAGGAAUUUCAGAAAUGCUUUGACAGAACUCCUGCAGUUCCCUUUGAGCAGAUUCAAACAAUCUUGCGUGAGGAGUUGGGGAGACCAAUAGAUAGUGUUUAUGAAUUUGUUGACCCAACUCCUCUCGCUUCAGCCUCAAUAGCCCAGGUUCAUGGUGCAAGACUCAGAGGCUCCCAAGAGGAUGUGGUUAUUAAGGUCUUGAAACCUGGAAUAGAGGAUGUAUUGGUUGCAGACCUGAAUUUUGUUUAUAUUGUUGCUCGACUUGUGGAAUUCCUGAAUCCUGAAUUGAGCCGUGCAUCACUGGUUGGUAUUGUAAAAGAUAUACGGGCAUCAAUGCUUGAAGAGGUUGACUUUCAGAAGGAGGCAGCUAACAUCGAAUCCUUUAGAAGAUAUUUAGAAGCCAUGGGACUCACAAGGCAGGCAACAGCUCCUAAAGUGUAUCACCAAUGCAGCACCCGACGAGUUUUGACAAUGCAGAGGCUAUAUGGAGUUCCCCUUACUGACCUGGACUCUAUAAGUUCGCUUGUUUCCAAUCCAGAGACCAGUCUCAUAACUGCCCUUAACGUGUGGUUUGGCAGUCUGCUUGCCUGUGAAACCUUCCAUGCAGAUGUACAUGCAGGCAAUUUGUGGCUGUUACGUGAUGGCCGGAUUGGGUUUCUUGAUUUUGGAAUUGUUGGACGUAUAUCCCCAAAAACGUGGGCUGCUAUGGAAGUAUUUUUGGCAUCAAUUGCAACUGAAGAAUAUGAACCAAUGGCAUCUGCCUUGAUUGAAAUGGGUGCUACAAACACAGAUGUUGAUUCGAAGGCCUUUGCAAGGGACUUGGAAAAGAUAUUCUCAUCAAUAAAGGAUUUGGAUACAGAAGUGGUCAUAGCAACAGCCAGGGGAACAAAUACGAGUGCCACUGCUGUCUCUGCUAAUUUAGUUGUUGAUGAGAGGCAGAUGAAUGCGCUUUUCCUUGAUGUGAUUCGGGUCAGCGAAUCAUAUGGAUUGAGAUUUCCUCGGGAGUUUGCACUUCUUAUGAAGCAGCUAUUAUAUUUUGAUCGGUACACCCGUCUGUUGGCACCGAAUUUGAAUAUGCUCCAAGACCAGAGGAUUUCCAUUGUUUCAAACAGAAGAAACAACUACAGGGACAGUUUUCGAUAAAAAGCUUGCAAAUGCAGAUAUAGCCGCUUGUAGUGUUUGUAUAUAAAAAAAAAUCAUAUAUAUAUAUAUAUAUAUAUGAGAAUAAUACAUGGCUGGGAAUACAUACCAUAGGAACAUUAAGAGAAAGUAGGAAAAACGUAUACUCACUCUAUUUGCAUUUAUUAUAUUCCCAAUUCCAAUUUAGCCGGACCAUUAUUAUCUAUA